Messenger RNA from Melopsittacus undulatus (budgerigar), 4027 nucleotides. RefSeq names its product XPC complex subunit, DNA damage recognition and repair factor (gene XPC). Bases 53 to 2929 code for a protein of 958 amino acids. Lineage: Eukaryota; Metazoa; Chordata; Aves; Psittaciformes; Psittaculidae. The transcript has 16 exons. The record is from RefSeq and is a predicted model, not a curated record. Gene Ontology annotation, cellular component: nucleus; cytoplasm; nucleotide-excision repair factor 2 complex. Gene Ontology annotation, molecular function: damaged DNA binding; single-stranded DNA binding. Gene Ontology annotation, biological process: nucleotide-excision repair; mismatch repair.
CGGGGGGCGGUGGCAACGGCAGCACAGCGGGGCCGCAGCGGUUGGAGCGGCCAUGGCUAGGAAGCGCAAAGCAUCCCCCCGGCCGGCGGAUGCCGGCAGCAAGAGGCGAUCCAAGGGGCUGCGGGCACUGCGGGGGGAUCCGGAGGAGGAAGAGGAAGAUGAUUUUGAAGAGAAAAAGCCCAGAGUAAAGAAGAAUGACUCCAAAGCUGCAGCUAAGAAGAAGAUAGAAAAGUGUGAUACUGGAGUUUCCAACUCGACAAAUAACUCUUCGAAACAAAAAGGGGUAAAAACAGUGAAAAAAGAAGAGAAAAAGACCCCUAGAAAUAAAGGGAAUCAUAACAAAGAGGAAACAUGCAGUAACUCCCUGAAGCCCCCUCCAGAGGAGAUAAAGCUGAAGAAAGAAUCUCCUAUUAAAAAAGAGAUGGAUGAAGACAAUACUGAUGAUGAUGAUGAAAGUGAAGAUGAAUGGGAAGACGUGGAAGAACUCCAGGAACCUGCCACAGAUAACUUAGAAGCUGCUGCUCUUCCAGUGCUGCCAAGCAACCCUAUUGAGAUAGAAAUUGAAACCCCAGAGCUGCUGAAGAAAAGAGAGAGGAGAGAAAAGAGGAAAGCUGAGUUUGAGAUCUAUCUCCGGAGAAUGAUGAAGCGUUUCAGCAAGGAGGUUCGUGAGGACACACAUAAGGUUCACCUCCUGUGUUUAUUAGCAAAUGGUUUCUACAGAAACAGGAUCUGCAGCCAGCCAGAGCUUCAUGCCAUUGGUCUCUCCAUCAUCCCCACCCGCUUCACUAAAGUGCCUGCAGGCCAAGUGGACCUUCACUACCUUUCCAACUUGGUGAUAUGGUUUGUUGGAACCUUCACUAUCAAUGACGAGCUUUCCACUGACAAAGGAGAGUCCCUUCAGUCGACCUUGGAGAGACGCUUUGCCAUCUAUGCUGCACGGGAUGAAGAAGAGUUGGUGCAUAUAUUUUUAAUCAUUCUGCGAGCCCUACAGCUGCUGUGUCGCCUCGUGCUGUCUCUUCAGCCUGUUCCUCUCAAGGAGGCAAAAGCAAAGGUGAAAAGCUCAUUCAUGAAGCAGCCUUUCAGCAGCACCUCUCAGGGGCAGAAGAGCUCUGCCAUAACACCCAAAGCUGCAGCAAAAAAAUGCCCCUGCAAGAAGGCCAAGCAGGAAGAGAAAUCCUCAGAAGGUGAAGAAGACAAGAAGGAACCAGAGAAACCCAAAACUGCUCAGCCCAAAAGGCCACGCAAGUCACAGCUGACUGCAGGCAGCCAGAAACAGAGGGAACCUGGUAAUGGGGAGAGCAGUUUGGUGGAAAAAGAUGUUCCAGUCAGGCCCAAGAACAAUCGGCGGAGACGAGUGGCUUCCAAAGUGUGUUACAAAGAGGAGAGUGACAGUGAUGAGGGCAGUGUGUCGGACUUUGAGGUUUCAGAGGAGGAGAGUGAUCUCUCUGAUGAGGAUUUUGAAGCUGUCUCUAAAAGGCGGAGGAGCUCAAUGGGCUCUCAGAAGUCAAAGGUAACAGCUAUAAAAAGCCCCGAAGUUGAGACUUCACAAUGGAGGAUAUCUCAGAAUUCAUCUGGAGCUGAGCCUAGGCCAGCAAAUAGUCCAUCUCCAGCCUUGGCUUCUGCACCGAAAAAGAGGAACAAAAUCAUUUCUAGUGAUGAGGAUGAUGGGCAGGAGGUAAGGAAAGCAACAGGCACAGACCAGUGGCUGGAGGUGUUCCUUGAGCCUGAGGACAAGUGGGUGUGUGUAGACUGUGUUCAUGGCAACGUCGGCCAGCCCCAGGUGUGCUUCACACAUGCCACAAAGCCACUUUCCUACGUCCUGGGAUUUGACAAUGAUGGGAGCGUGAGGGAUGUGACACAAAGGUAUGACCCGAUGUGGAUGACGGCAACAAGGAAGAGCCGUGUGGACCCUGCCUGGUGGGAAGACACGCUGCAACCAUAUAGAAGUCCCUACGUGCAAAGAGACGAGAAGGAGGAAAAUGAGUUUCUAGUUAAGCUUCAGGAUCAACCUCUACCAACAGCAAUUGGAGAGUAUAAAAACCAUCCUCUCUAUGCGCUGAAGAGGCACCUCUUGAAAUACCAGGCAAUCUAUCCUGAAUCAGCUGCUAUCCUGGGGUACUGCAGGGGAGAGGCUGUCUACUCCAGGGACUGUGUACACACGCUGCACUCCAAGGACACUUGGCUGAAGCAAGCUCGUGUGGUGAGGAUCGGAGAAGUGCCUUACAAGAUGGUGAAGGGGUUUUCCAACCAGGCUCGGAAGGCACGUCUCGCAGAGCCUACAAACCAGGACAAGGAGGACCUGGCGCUGUUUGGCCGCUGGCAGACAGAGGAGUUUCAGCCGCCUGUAGCAGUGGAUGGAAAGGUUCCUCGGAAUGAAUAUGGAAAUGUUUAUCUCUUCCUGCCAUCCAUGUUACCCAUUGGCUGCGUGCAGUUGAAGCUCCCGAAUCUGAACAGAGUGGCGCGGAAGUUGGACAUUGACUGCGCUCAGGCCAUCACUGGAUUUGAUUUUCACGGUGGCUACUCACACCCAGUCAUCGAUGGCUACGUUGUCUGUGAGGAGUUUAAAGAGGUGCUCAUUGCUGCCUGGGAGAAUGAACAAGCAGAAAUAGAAAGGAAGGAGCAAGAGAAGCGUGAGAAGAGAGCUCUGGCGAAUUGGAAGCUGCUGAUAAAAGGACUUCUCAUCAGAGAGAGACUGAAGAAACGCUACUCCUUCAAGACUGAACCCUCAGCACCAGCGACAGGGAAAGGAGCAGGAUCCUCUUCUGAAGAAGGAGGAGGUCCGAGCUCAGAGCUUGCAGCAGGGAAUGUGGAUCUCUUCUGGCCUCAGAAUCGCCAGUUGGAGAUGAAGAAGGAAGGGAAGACAACCAGAAAGAGCAAGCGAGAAAUUAAAGGGGAGGAAGCCCAUUUGUUUCCUUUUGAGAAACUGUGAGCAGAACAGGGUUUGCUUUGCUGUUUCCAGAUUGCAGGAACAAGUCACAACAGAUAUCCUUUACCAGUCACUCUACCUAGGAGGACUAAGCCCUUUCACUUACGUUUCUGAGCUGUCAGGGAUCAGCCUCACUCAGUAUCUAGAGCUGCUUUUGCUGUCACAGGUAAUGAGAUCCAUCCUUUUAUCCUUGGAUGUGGAUGUGCAGCGGUACCUUCUGAGAUCACGUUGUGCUGUCAGGGUUUUCUGCUCUUUUUUACAUCACUUGGCACUAAUAACUCACUUUUCUGAGGCAUUCUUCCAUUAGCACUGGCUUUUCCCACUUUUUUCCUUCCCAUUCUUUCCUGCUUGCUCAGGACAACAGCACAUGGCUGCUGGUUCAGUCUGCAGCAAGCUGGCCACAGAACUGCUGACACCUCGUUUGAUUUGUACCUUACCCACGUCAGGGGUGAGGUGAAGCUCUGGUCAGGCUGCCUCCUCACGCAAGGGGCAACAUGCAGUCAGGAGCUGGAGGAAUGUGGGAGUUUAUUUCCUAAGGAAUUCCUGCUGUUUGUGAAGCACAGGUUUGACUUUUCAGCCUGCAUCUUCCUUUGCUUUCAGAAAUCAGGGAGAAGCCCUCUCCUCAGGUCAAACUUCAGUUGCAAUACAUCUUAAUUUCAAUACACACAUGUAUUCAAAUAUAUAUAUACAUGUAUACAGGUGUAUACAUAUAUAUGCACAUAUAUUCCAAUUACUUCAGCUUUAUCAAGACCCACGUGGGUACAUUCUGAGGCAAAACCUGAAAAAGUGGCUGUCAUUGGCAGAAACAAAAACUCUCUACAACCAGAGAGUUUGUGUAACUGUUACCCAGUCCCUCAGCAUUUAAAAGCUGUUGGGAGGAGUUACAUCUGCACCAGCUUUUCCUGCAGUAGAAAUGCUCAUCUGUCUGUUGUAGUUAUACAUAAGUUACACUGACACUGUCUCUUCAGAAAGAGAGGGGAAUAGCCUAGUCAUUGCUGGGCACUAGCACAGAGGAAAGGUGAACAUGCAAGAAGAUGGUUUAUGCUUUGUUAUGUUCAGAAAAAAAAAGCUUUAUUUUUGUAUUGUAUUUGUAGAAUGAAA